AUGAAGAAAUUUAUUAAAACAAUAAAAAAGAAGGCACAGAGCAAGGGAAGUUACGACCCGCAGGAGGCAGCUGACACUGGAGGGGCUUCGGGAGGGACAGAGACUGGUUAUGUUGUUCGCGAAAAAGAUCUCCCGAAACUUCACAAAGCAGCAUGGACUGGGGAUUUGUCCAAAGUAGUGCAACUUGUGAAAAAGGAUACUAGCUCUCUUGACAAAGAAAACAGGACUGCUUUGCAUCUUGCAUGUGCAAAAGGCCAUGCUGAUAUAGUUAAAGUUCUUCUAGAGUGGCAUGCCAAGAGCAACAUCGGGGACAGUGAAUCAAAAACGCCCCUCCUGAAGGCUGUGGAAUGUGGCCAUGACGACUGUGUGAAGCUAUUGAUAGAACAUAAUGCCCAGGUUGAUACUGUGGACAGAGAGGGGAACUCUGGUCUACAUCUGGCCGUUCUCUACAACCAUCCCAAAAUUGUCAAAAUUCUCACAGAUAAAGGUGCCAAUGUCAACAUCAAAAACAAGACUGAGGAGGGAUUAGCCCCUCUACACAUGUCCAUACAGUUUAAAAGGGAUGAAAUUACCAGGGCCUUGCUGAUAGCAAAAGCAAAUCCAGAUGUGCAGGAUAACUUGGGCAGAACUCCAUUAAUGCUGGCCUGUUAUGAGGGUUCCAUCACUCCCGUCAGAAUGCUGCUGCAGUUUAAUGCCAACACCGUCAUCAAGGACAAGAAAGGUUUUACAGCAGAGGACAUGGCUAACAUGACAGGACAAUAUGCUGCGGCACAGCUACUAAGUGACCAUGCCAUGAAGUUAAGGAGGUCCGCUGGGGGAAGUCUCGCCGGGAGUGUCACCCCACGGGAGACCCCCCGGGGCUCGGUAGGACCCUCCAGUGCCUCUACCACCCCUAGAGAUCCUUCACUUUCCCAUUUUCUACCGGCAGAUAACAAUGACAAAGUUGAGGAUUCCGAUGAGGAGAACACACAGAGCCGAGUAUCACACAGUCAACAGGAUGACUCCUGGGCCGACGAUAGUGUCAGCCUCGGACUGGACAAGAAAAAGGUAUCAGAUAGAGAUGAUGACUCAGACUUUGGGGCGGAUGAGUUGGGCGAGGCAGAUGAGGAUGUUCCUAAGAUAAGCCUGGCAGCCAAACUUACCAAAUUCCCCGACAGUGAAGGUGAAGAUGAGGAUGUGGAUGAAGAAGAUUAUGAGGAAGAUCAGGAAGUUCCUCCGACAAAUAUUCCAGGGCGACAGCAGCAGAGCUCAGUCAAAUCUAACCAAUCACACACCUCCAUCGAAGACAACAUUCCUUAUGAUGAGGAGGAAGAAGAGGAAAACAGGGAGGAAAUGGAGGAACCUGGGAGGAAAAGAACAAUUACUGCCAACAGGGUUUCCUUCAGGGAUGAGUCAGAGAUUAGGGAAAUUACUGAUGAUAAUGACACUACAGACAUUGAGGAGGAUGAGGAAUCAGGAUCUGGUGCCAAAAAACCCAAACUGGACGAUCAACAGACUUCAUCAUCUGGAUAUUUACCUACAGGAGUGUCUAAUUUAUCACCAUCUGCUGGCUUUGACAAGGAGAAGCAAAGAGGCAUCUUGAGCAAGCAAAGUGCUGAUGAAAAUCAGGGCAAAGCUUUCCUGGCUGACCUUGGUAUAGAUGAUGAUGUGGAUAGUGGACCAGAAAUCUCUGAGCUGUCAGAUGAGGAACCUGCCCUCCCCAUGUCACCACCCCCCAAAAUAACAGAGGUGGACCCUGAUAAUCAGGAGAGUGAGUGGGACUCCACCCAGCCCUCCAUUACCCCCAGGCCAGGGAUACUCAAAAACUGGAAACAGGCCAGCCAAGAUGAGGUGGAGAAGAACACCCAAAAGAAGAUCAUUACACCACGAUCUGAUGGAUCAGAAUGGGACAGUGACUUAGAAAAUGAAGUAGACCCAGAUCAAGAAAUUGAGGAAAAUAGUCAAGUGAAAGCUAGAUAUGAAUUGACCCACUUCUCUGAUGAUGACGAUGGGUUGUCGGACUUCGAGGAAAGUGAGGUUGAACCCAAACCAAAACGAAUCGAGGUCCAUAGAGAUGGCACCUUAAAGGAGGUAAAGAGGGAUGGAACCUUAAUGGGGAUAGGGGAUUCCCCUAUAGCUCUUGACUACACCCCUAGUGAUGACUUUGAUAUGAAUGUAUCACCUCCGGAACCAUUCCAAGAGGAAUCCAAUGAUGAAGUGGUAGACUUGACCAUAGAAGACGAAUCUCCCAGGGUAGAUGUCAUGGGUCUUGAUGAAAUUCCGGUGCAGUUAGAACCAGCAGCACCUGAAAUAAAUGAGGAACUUAGUGAUGAUCCAGAAACUGACCAUGAAGUGGCCCAAGUACUUGCCUCAAGGUCAGGAGAUAAGGUCAAGGUCAAAGACAAACCUCAGCCAAAGGAUUCACCAGAACAAGUGCCAUCUGAUGAAGAGGUUGAGAGUUUAAAUUUGAUGGUGUUGAAGCACAUUUCUGCACAUAGAAAGACUACCAGCCAAUGGGAUUCUACAGCCGAGGAUGGGAUCACUCCCAGGGUCCAAAAUAUGACAUAUUUCACUGAGAUGAAAUCAAAGCAAGAAGAAUCAAAAGUCACUGAAGAAGUUGAAGAAGAGGAUGAAGACAAUCAACCCUCUGAAGAGAACGAUGUCCAGAAGAUGGAGCAACCUGUACCAGACAUGAAAGAGAAGAUAAUGGAGCCAGUUCGUGUUGUUGACAACCAGACUGCAGCCGUCCCAAAGAAACAGGAAACUCCACUCUCAGAGGAUGAGGAUGAAGACUCAGACUGGGACUCAGAGGAUGAUAUGCUGCCCUCAGAAUCUGCCCCUCCAGUGUAUGGUGUACCUCCUCUGCCAGAAACAAAGGAGAGUUCUCAAAAGGGAGAGCACUCAGUGUCUGAGGAUAUUGAAGAAGAGUCUAUAAGUGAAUGGGAGAUUGAAAGAAAGCAAGAUAAGGAUAAGUUACAGAAGCAGAGAGCCAAGGAAGAAGAACUGCAGAGGAAGUGGGAAGAGGAACAGAGGCAGGCUAUGGAAGAACAAGACAGACUCGAUGAGGAAGAACAAAGACAGGCUCUGGAGGAAGAACACAGGCUGGAACAAAUCCAGAGAGAGGCUGAGUUGUCACGACAACAGAAAUGGGAGGAGGAGGAGAGGCUAACACAAGAGAGAUUGAGGAGGGAAGCAGAGGAGGAACAGAUGAGGGAGAGGGAGCUGGAGGAAGAAUUCAUUGCUGAGGACCCUUUGGAGGAGACUCAGCCUCUGUCCCCGAAAUCUCAGUCCUCCCUGGACUCCUCAUCUGGGUCACAGAAACGGAAGGAGAUGAAAAAAGCCAGCUUUCUUCAUGUGAAAGAUUUUAUGAAAUCUGAGGGUGUAAAAUCUCCUGACACCCCACCAACAGUGAGACUGAACAUCAAACCCUUCCAAUCAGAAUCCUCUAAACCCCCAGAGAAGGAGGUGGAAGAGGAAUUUAUAGCUUUGGAAAGCAAGGAGGAUCUCCAGGCCCCUCCCAUUGAGAGGGGCUUUACCUCUGUGAAAACCCAGGCUGUCAAAGAGGAAGUUAAACAGGUGAAAACUGGUAGCCCUCCCCUGAUUGAUUUAGAACCAGAGUUAGAGUAUGUGGAAGCUUCUGCUAGAAAUGAUGAUCAGAAUGUUGAAAAAUCCCCAAUUUCCAUCGAGAAGACUCAGGUACCCUUGAAGGAAGACUUGAUUGAAGUGACCACGAGUUUCAACACAGCCUCCCCCAGACGCCCUCCCCAGACCAGUGUGACAGAACAACUUCAUAACGGAUAUGACAAAGAUACUGACAUCCAUGGUGGACAGAAGAAUCGAUCCGAUGGCCCCGCCUUUUCCCAUAACCACAGUCUAGGAGUCAACUCCUUCAACUCCUCCCCUGCUGUCAAUCAUAAAAGACACACCCCUCAUAUCACUGCUGGCACCUCUCCUCCCAACAUGCACAGUGAUGGCAUGAGUGUGGAUGAUGAAGACUCUGUAGAUUUUGAUUUUGACAGACCCGCAGACAAUAUGGGGACCUAUCUGCGGGGCCUGCCUGGGGGUAACUACGGACCCUACAGGGGGAUAGAUCUGCCUGAUGAUGAUGCUUUUUCCUACACCUCUACAGAGAAUGGAGACAGCAUGAUCUACCAGACCAACUCUCCUUACGGAAAAGACGUCCUAGCUAAUAUGAAUCUAUCAGAUCCUGCUACUGUGCUGAAGCUACAGGAACAUAUGCAUGAACAGAACAAGAGGCUGGACCAGGAGAAAAACACAAGGAUGACCCUGGACAACAAGAUCAGGUCACUCAACAAGGAGAGGAAUGAACUUCUCAAGAAGAUAGACAAUCUGAGCCAGAUGAGGUCCUCCCUGGAACAGACAAAGCUUGAUAUGGAGCAGAAAAUCCGGAAUCUGGAGUACAAUCUCAGUGAGGAGGCUGAGAUGAGGAAAAAUGCCGAGACAUUACUCACCAAAACCAAGGAACAGCUUGCUCGCAAAGAGGAACAGUUCACCAAUGAGCUGGAGGAAAAACAGAAGACAGAACUCCAGAUGAGGAAUCUCCAACUGGAUCUCCGGACCACAAAAAAUAACAUCAAACAGUUGGAGGAUGAAAAAUCAGAUCUUCAGAGACAACUUCAAAAUGAGAGGAAUGCACGGCAACUCCAGGAACAGUUUAAUGAGGACCAGCAAAAGAUCCAGCAGGCCCUUCACUCCGAACAAAUCAAAUCCGAGGCAGAAAAGGAUAUUCUGCCCUUUGAUGAUGAUGAUGAAGAUUCAGAAGCAGAAAACAAACUAGAGGCGGUGGAUGAGGACAGGAAGUCUGCUAACGAGUUACUGAGGAAGUUACGGGCCGAGAACAAUGCAUUUAAGCUGGAAAUUGAGAAGCAGAGACUUCGCCAUCGAGAUGAGGUGACCAUGUUAUCCACAGAAACCGAGGAGCUGCAGAGUAAAAUUGAGGAACUGAAGAACGAGAUUAAACUGAAUGAGGAGGCUCUGUCCCACGCGACUAUCCAAUACAAUCUACAGACUAGUAACCUCAGAACGGAGAUCUCCGUCAUUAACUCAGUACUGGAGAAGGAGAGGGCCACCAAAGAUAAACUAGAGGCUGAGUUGGCAUCUUUGAAGACGAGGUACCACACCAUCUCACUAGAACUGGACAAAGCAGAGCAGGCUAGGAAUGAGGCAGAGAGGCGAUUGCAGCAUGAGAAGGAAGAGUGGUCAAGGCAGCUGGACACCAGGGAAAAAGAAGUGGCCAGUCUGAAGGACAACAUACAGGGACUACUGCACCGAAUCACUAACCUGGAGAAUAAACUCAACCUCACGGAGAAUGAGUUACACAAAACAGAGGCCACACUUUUAGAGAAGAACAACAUGUUAAACAAAGCUCAGAAGGACCUGGAUUUUAUACAGAGUGCUCACACUGCAUCUGAGGAGAAAUGUCACACAGAGAUGGAGCUACAUAACAAGUUACAGGCUAAACUGGAGCAGCUGCAAGAAAAACACACCACCAUGCAGCAUGAAAAUCUGUCCCUUAAGCAACAGGUUGAAAACCUUCAGAGGAGUAUCGCAGAGCAGGGUGGGGACAAGAGUCUGGAAUACACUAAGAUCAUUGCCAGCAUGCAGGCUGAUGCUGAAAAGACAAAGAUGCACUGGGAGGAGAGAAAUUUGAUUUUAUCAGACCAGUGUUCUCGACUGAAGGAAGAGAAUCGUAACAUUGAGGCUCGCCGGAAUCAACUGGAACAGGAAAAUGGUCGACUUAACAACGAGGUAGCGGACCAGAUCCGUAAACUCUCAGUGGUGGAGGCCAACUAUCAAAAUCUGGAUCAGACUAAGAGAGGCAUGGAGGAGGAGAAGAUGAGGUUACAUAUGGAGAUAGAGAAGUACAGAGAAAAGGCCAAUCACGAACGGGAGAAGAGUAUCGAGGCCCAGAGUAAAUACAACACUGUGGAGGAUCAACUGAGGAGGAUCCAGGAGAGGGAGGAGACCAACAGUCAGAAACUCCUCAAUAGCUCUGCCAACAUGGAGGCUGUCAAUAAGUCUAAGUCGGAGCUGGAGGAAAGUUACCAGAAUCUGAAGCUAGAGAACGCUAAGCUGGAGGCUGAAGUCAAACACGAGAGACAGAGGGUAGAAAUGUUACAGAAGGAUCUCAACGACUCACAAAAGGUCCGUAACAGUUUGGAGGCAUUGUGUUCAAAUCUAAAGACAACAAAUUCUCAUCUGGAAGAUAAACUUGGGCAUGCAACAUUCACUGACCUUGGCUCAGAUGAAGAGAACACAACUAAGUCAUUAAUAGCACAAGAGGCAGAGGAACACAAAGAUCUCUGGGAAAAAGAGGUGAUAUCUCGAUCUAAACUCGGUCUCAAGAUCUCCCAGUAUGAAAAGCAGAAACAGGAUGCAUUUGUUCAGUUGGAAGAGGAGAGAAGAAAACACAGAAAGACGAUAGAAGCCAAGAGGACAGCGGAGAUGAAACUGGAGGCAGAGAUAGACAAGAAUACUCAGCUACAGAAGGAAGUGGCCAGUUUAAAAACUUACCUGAAGGUGGCCAAGAAGAGAUUAAAGGGCCUUGAUUCCCGUGACUCUAGAAUUAACUCUCUGAGUGCCGAUUUUGAUCGUGAACGUUUGACCAUGGAGAGUACCCUUUCAUCUGUCAGGCAGCAGCUGCAGGAUUUACAGCUUCAUUUGGAGAGAGAGAUAGAUGAGAAACAACGACUACAAUCCAAGAACCUUAAGCUGCAAAACGAGCUUGCUGAGCUACAGCAGCUCAAAAAAGUGAUUAAAAAGCUGGAGCUCUCUAAAGAUAAACUGGAGAGCGAGUAUAAGGCCUAUAAGAAUAAGGUGGAGACGGGAUAUGUAGAGAAGGAGGAUUUGGAGCGUAUCCAGCGUGAAAUGGAGGCUCGAUACAGGAUGGAACUGAACCGUAAACUAGAGGAUGUCAACCAUUACCUGGAGGAUCAAGCUCGAGCCAGGGAGAAACUGGACAUGUCUCGAGAUGAAACUGAGUUCAAGAUUAGAGAUGACCAGAAAAAGAUUCAGGAAGAGAAUGCUUCACUGAGGAUGAAGUACGAGCAGGCAGUUGCUGAGAGGGAGAGUCGCGAGAUGGAGGUAAAACGUUACCGGGAACUUUACGAGAGCGAGAUGCAAUGGAGGAUGCGUCUUAGCAACCAACUCAUGCAGACAUCUGAUAAAGCCUUCACGUACAAGUCAAAUUUAGAAAAACAGAGAAACAGAGCUCUGAAUACUCUAGGAAACCUCACUUUCUCAGGAACACUUAAUGGUCAGCUGCUGGACACGAGUCGAAUAUCAGGGACGACGGACGACCUGUUUACCAGCAAACUCAAGGCUGAGUUAGAUCGCAGCAUCAAUAAACACCUGGAAGCAGCACCCCAUGACAAUGGAAAACCUGUGAUCCGCCUACACAGUGACACAAUGAACUCUUCCUUUGCCAAAUCUAAUGCAGACUACUUAGAAGUGCUACAGAGAAAAUAUCUUGUCUAGCCAUCAACAUUAUUCAGUCAUUUCAUCCAUAACUUAUCUCAUCCACAACUCCACAUUGUCCUGGUUUUCCUGAGGCUGGGAGAAGUUUUCAUAAAGAUCUGUGUCUGCAUAUUCCUGAUUUUUCUGCUCAGUAAAAAUCAGUUUCGUUUUUCGGAGGAAUAUGUUAAUGGCUUAAGUUUAUGAAUACAUCUCUUUCCAUUAUUAUGCAAUAAUUAUUUUAUAUGCAUGAACUCAAAUCAAAAUCACGGGGUACUUUUUUAUGAUUUUCACCAAUGCACUUUAUUAUUUUAUUGACAUCUGAUGAAAUAGGAAGGAUAUAAAAAUAUUAUUUAAAAUCAUAGAUUUUGAAUCCAAUUUUAAUUGAGCUGUGCCUGGCAUCCCAUUUAAAACAUACCUAGGUUUCAGUGACCUAAAAAAUAGGUUUUUUUCUAUAUUUACUCAAUUUAUGCAAUAUUAUUUUUACACAGGUUACAUUUACAAGUGCACAGUUCUGUGAUAUUUAGUUUUGAACCCCUCACAAACAGAGUAUAAUUUGAUAUGCAUAACAUAUACUAGUAUAUAUGUUUACUUUGUGUAUAUAUGAACUAGAACCUACUUAAAAUAUUGUGUAGAUAACGGUUUUAUCAAGAUUUAUUCAGUAGGGAUUUGUUACCUAGAAAUUUAAAUCUGGUGAUUUUAAUACUCAGUGUGAUAAUAGAAACAUGCAUUGUCAACAAACUUAUUAUUAAUAGCUUGAAAUGUUUACAAUAGAAUAAUUUUUCUAGGGAAUUGUUAGAUUUUGGGGAGUAUAGGUAUAUUUUCACUUAGUGGGUUGCCAUAACUUUUCUGUAAGAAACAGAGAAUCCGUUUGGGGUAAAGCUGGUUUAUAAUCCAUUCUAGUCAAUUUUAUUUUAAUAUGCACUAGUUGAAAUUAAUAAAUGGUGCACUUAUGGAAAAUUGAAGAAUUUUAGUGAUUGACAAUUUUUUGACUUUCUUGUCAUGAUGGUAAAAAUGGGUUGUGGUAUCAAAAGGCCAAUUACUAAGUCAAGGUUGUACAUGGUUUGAAUUUAGUUUUUAAUUAACGGGUUUUAUUGCACUAGUAUGUAUUUCACUUCCGUCCACUAAAAAUAGUUUUAAUGGAUAAAACCUGGUGUUCAAUUAUCCAUGCCUUACAAGCUAAGGAAAUCAUCCAUCCAUUUUAUGUUUAUUUUUUGUUUUAUUUUUGUCAUUUUUAUUAUUGAUGUACCAUCAUCAUAUUCUAUACAUUAUAUUAUAAAAUUGAUGAUAUUUUAAUAUAUAUAAAUUAUUUUAACUUGA
Molecule: messenger RNA, 8772 nt
Organism: Saccostrea echinata
Lineage: Eukaryota; Metazoa; Mollusca; Bivalvia; Ostreida; Ostreidae
Product: ankyrin repeat domain-containing protein 26-like
Exons: 53
Coding region: 1-7476 (2491 amino acids)
Molecular function (GO): protein binding
Source: RefSeq, a predicted model, not a curated record